AGAGAGAGAGAGAGAGAGAGAGAGAGUAUAUAUAGAGCAGAUCACUCCAGUCAGAUCAUUCAUUAUCAGACAUCAGAAACGUUCAUCUGCUGAGAUCUUUGACAAACAGAAGAAAUGGAUACAAUGGAAAAAACCCAGACACAGCCGAUCACAGACAGUGAUCUGUCUGAACAGAUUAAAGCCGUCACUAAAGACAGUCACACAAGAGCAGAAAACACUGAACUGAUGCUGAGCUACCAGAGAGGACAGGUGUCCCUAAAACAAUAUCAGAUGCUUCUGUGUUCGCUCUAUAAGAUUUAUGAGGCGUUAGAGGAAGCUCUCGACAGGAACGUCGCGCACGACUCCGUGGCUCCCAUAUACUUCCCACAGGAGCUGGCACGUCUGCCGUCCAUCGGGAAAGACCUGGAGUAUUUCUACGGUCAAAACUGGAGAGAGAAGAUCACAGUCCCGGCCGCCACGCUGAGAUACGUCCAGAGACUGAAAAAGGUGGGCAGAGAUCACCCUGAAUACCUGUUAGCCCACGCUUACACGCGCUACCUGGGUGACCUGUCGGGUGGCCAGGUGCUGGGCCGGAUUACCCAGAAGUCUUUGGGACUGAAGAACGGAGAGGGCUUGUCGUUUUUCUCAUUUCCUGCGGUUAGCAGCCCAAACCUCUUUAAGCAGCUGUACAGGAGCCGUAUGAACAGCGUGGAGCUGACGGAGGAGCAGAGGAGAGGAGUCCUGGAGGAGGCCAUCACUGCGUUUGAGCUCAACAUUCAGGUUUUUAAUGAGCUGCAGAACUCUGUGUGUGAGACAGAAAACAACAUGAGACAGAGACACACAAAACAAAAAGACAACGCAACGACUGCAGAUCUUCCAGUGUCUGAAUCGAGCAGCUCGUCUCUGAUCCCACAGUUUGUGCGAACGCUGCUGGGUGUGUUUGUGAUUCUGGCUGUCGGGAUGGUUUAUGUCUUUUAAACAGACAUAAUAAAGAGUUGACAUGUAUAAUAGAACCUCACUUUAAUGCAUCAAUUUAAAACACACAUCAUUAAAUGUCUUUGUAUUUUAAGUAAAAAAAAAUACUGUGUUUUUACUGUACAUGAAUUCAGAUCAGAUGUCUAAUCUGUGUUUUAUAUUUAUUAUUAUGCAUUUCAUUCCAGGAUUGAAUGCUCAGAAUCUUUUUGUAUGAAUGUAUAUACAUAUGCAUUUGUUGUAUGAAUACUAUAUUUUUGUAAUAAACUCAUUUGAGGAUUUAGUAUUUGAUGAAA
Misgurnus anguillicaudatus (oriental weatherfish) is the source of this 1247-nucleotide messenger RNA. RefSeq names its product heme oxygenase. The record is from RefSeq and is a predicted model, not a curated record. Gene Ontology annotation, biological process: heme oxidation; heme catabolic process; response to oxidative stress. Gene Ontology annotation, molecular function: heme binding; heme oxygenase (decyclizing) activity. NCBI's taxonomy places the organism in Eukaryota, Metazoa, Chordata, Actinopteri, Cypriniformes, Cobitidae.